This is a messenger RNA of Drosophila serrata, 598 nucleotides long. RefSeq lists its product as uncharacterized. Lineage: Eukaryota; Metazoa; Arthropoda; Insecta; Diptera; Drosophilidae. The record is from RefSeq and is a predicted model, not a curated record.
UGCUUUUUUUCGCCAAACUUGGAUUGGGACUUUUCCUAAUUCCCAGCUGUAAUGCAGGACGCAAUUGGGAUUACGAACCCAUUUCCCUAAAAUCCUUUACCUCCGAUGAGAAGCUCCUGAAGAUUCAGACAAAGGUGGACCGUCUGGGACGUGCCGAUUUUGCAUUCUCCAUGACUUUGGAUUGGAACUAUGAUGUGGAUAACACCACCAUGUUUCUUUAUCAGGUUGAAGGAGAUGCUUAUCACUGCACUUCGGGUGACGAAAGCGACCAUAAACUGAUGCCCUGGUCUGUGCCCCAGCAACCCUAUGUCGACUACAUCAAUGGCUUCUACCGCGAUGCAUUCAUCAAAAACGUGGGCCAUUGCUCCAAUUUGCCCAAAUUCGAUGAGGACUUUGUUCCUCCCUGGCCACGAGGUGUAUACAAGCUGGACAAGUGUGUGGCCAAUGGCGAGGGAUUACCAGAAAUCGCACCUGAAGGUUACUACAAAAUUGUGUACAAAACCACCGGUGAAGUCGAAUGGGGCUUCACCCUAAUCAUAAGGGUCACGCAUAAGGUUAUUUAAUAAUGAUUUUUUGGUCCAAAAAGGAUACACCUAAG